UUAUGGCUCGGCAAUUGUGCUCAAAGGCAAGCGUUUUCACCGACCGUCUGCAGCUCAAGCCACAAAGCCUCCCAUCGGAAACUCCCCUAUUUUCGACCUGUCACAAUUCACAAGCCGCGCAUGUGACUGUCAAUUAAUGAGAGAUUAUAUCAGCCUCCGAAAUCCUUCCUCUUUUAUUUGCCGUUCCUCGCACAGAUCUCAUGACCACGUCUUUCGCAAGCAGGCGCUGUGCAUUUCGUGUGUGUUUGUUGUAAUGGGCCAGGCAACACGCCGGAGCUGAGAUGAUAUAAAACUGCAGUGGAAGAGGGGGGACGGGAAACCUGAUAAAUACAAAACGUGAAAACUGCGCACCCGUGAGAAGUCUCAAAGACAAGCAGGGAUGGCAUCUCUGAGCCUGGGGCUGAAUUUAUCCCGAAAGAAGGGGGCAGCAAGGACCGGUGCCGUGGAGAGAAAGAACCUGGUCACAGUCUGCAGGUUCUCUGUGAAGACUCUCAUAGACCGGUCCUGCUUCGAAACCAUAGAUGACUCCUCUCCUGAGUUCAUCAAUUUUGUCUCAAUACUAGAGCAAAUACUGAGCCAUCGUCUGAAAGGGCAGAUCACCUGGUUUGGCUACGAGAGCCCACGGAGCUUCUGGGACUUCAUCCGAGUGGCCUGCAGCAAGGUGCCACACAGCUGCAUCAGCAGCAUCGAGAACAUGGAGAACGUCCGCACGUCCCGCGCCAAGGGUCGGGCAUGGAUCAGGGUUGCUCUGAUGGAGAAGCGUCUGUCUGAGUACAUCUCAGCCGCGCUGCGGGACUUCAAAACAACCAGGCGGUUCUACGAGGAUGGAGCGAUCGUACUGGGGGAGGAGGCGGGGCUUUUGGCAGACAUGCUCAUUGGCCUCAAUGCCAUUGACUUCAGCUUCUGCCUAAAGGGGGAGGGGCUGGAUGGCAGCUGUCCCGCGGUCAUCGACUACACCCCCUACCUGAAGUUCACGCAGAGCUCGGACAGCAUCAGCAGUGAUGAGGAGGAGAUGAGGACUCUGGGUAGCAGCGGCAGCGAGAGCAGCACCCCGGAGAACAUUGGCCCCGCCCUCUUCAUGGACCAGAGCAGCUGGUUCAACAAGUGCAAGAGGGUAGAGCAGAAAUACAGGAUGGUUCUGGAGCAGAAGGGUUACCUGGAGGAGCUGGUGCGUCUGCGGGAGGCCCAGCUUGCCGAGUCAGUCUCCCAGAACAAGGUGCUCCUGCAGCGACUGUCAGAGACAGACCUCAGCCACAAACUGGAGAAGGAGCAGCUGGAGUACAUUGUGCUGGAGCUGCAGGAUCAGCUGACGGUGCUGAAGAACCAUGACCUGAGAUCCAGGCAGGAGUUAACCGCCCACCUCACCAAUCAGUGGCCUUCUCCCGGUGCUCUCGACGCCAACGCCGUUGCCCUGGAUACGCUGCUGUACAGGAGACGCACAGGCCAAUGGGAGGAGAAGAGCUUCCACAGUUUGGACCAGCUCUCGGCGGACAUCAACCUGUCCCAGACGUCCCUGGACCCGGCGCAAUCACAGGAGCUGGAGGGCAAAGCAGAGCGCCCCCGCUGGCACAGCGAAGGGAAAGAGGACACCCCUUCUUUAAGAGGCCUCUGUGGGUCCCUGACAUCAGUGGCCAGCUACAAGUCCUUGGCUAGUCUCAAGUCCAGUGAAUGUCUAGCAAGCCCAACUACAGAGAUGACGAGCCCCGGACUCACUCCUUCCUGAACUUGGCAGAGGGUCAGGCCAAUCCCACGCUGACGACAUCCUGUCACCCUAUCUGUCAGACCGUCCCCCCGCCUUUCCAAGAAACAAAAAAACAUCCCUACCACAUCAGCUUUGAAGAGACUGGACUUACAAGUUUAGACUUGAAAUGUUGUUGAGCUUUUUUUGUUUUUCUUUUAAACCGAGGUCAGUGUCAUUUUGACUGCCUUUUUUUUUGUUUUGCACUCGCUGAGUCUUACUGAGCUACGCGGGGUCUCCGUUCCGGCUGUUUGAUGUCCGCGGCAGGCUUCAAAGGACAUUCUCUCUCCCAUCGAGCUUUAGAAAGGGGAGGCACAUGACAAAGCACAGCCAACACUUCCUGGAACUUAUCUCAGCUCACCCAUUUUGCCGCACAGGCUAAAAAGGCUUAAAUUUUGCCGGUGGCAAAGCGGUCAAAGCUUUCGCGAUAUCAGCCUGGUUGUUCUGCACAAGUGCUUAUCCACACACAUUAUAAUUAGGUUUUGAUGGUUUUGUUUUCUUUGUCCCUGAGCUAUGACAGAAAUGAGCACUUUCAAGUAGAGACAACAGAGCAAAUAUAAUCUCUGUUGGGGGGAGAAAAAAAAUUAAAAAUGAUCUUAUUUUCCACCUUGAGGCAAAUCAUCUGAUCAGUUGGGUGAAAUCCUGAAAUUCAUUAGAUGUGGGAGUAGCUCGCCUUGUUUGGCAUUUGUCCCCACACUCCCCCAUGCUCCUCCACUCACACGGAAGACAAAUGUCUGUAAAUAGUGAGUGCAGUACUGGUGUAGGCACCUUCUGCCAUUAGUAACUGAUCCUGGAUCAGAAUCACAUUUGUCCACUAAAUGGCUGGUGUUAGGACUGUGGGUUGGCAAGCUGAUCUUUGAUCUUUUAAGUGCAGAAAGUGCCCAGUGCAUGUGUGCUCUGUGCCUUCACCUCUCCUACUACAGUACUCUGCAGUAAGUUACCCUGGCAGUGCAUUAUUAAAAGGCAGCCCAGUCCACACACUACUUGAAUGUACUUGUUUACAGACAGUGUUGACGGCUUUUAACUCGACAAACACCUUUCAGGCCUUUCUCCGAUGCGUACAACUGAAGUUUUAGUGGAACGAGACCCCCUACAGUAAUGGUGGCUGGUAACUACACAAUUUCCAAACACCAGUUUUGAAGGGACGUUUUCCUUUCAAAGCUAUGAGAACGUUGAAAUAGCCGCUGGCAGACAGUGAAAUUACUGAUGAGUGAUUCUCAAAAAUGUUACUUUUACCACCUUCCUUCAGUUUUCCAAUGGCCCCUGGGAGCUGGCUUCAUUCGUACAGUGACUGACUUAUCCCGUUCUUAGUAAUAAAUGUAAAAAGCUACCCACAAAACGCUGUUCUGCCAGCCCCGCUCCCGAUGCUGUUCGCACGCUCAGCGGUAUCAUGGGAAAUCAAUUGUUCAGUUUCACUCGCUGAUUUCAUUAAAAUGAUAAAAGUUUGCAUUCAGCAUGGAUGGCCGGUUUCUGUCUUUUGGAGAGAUCAGCUCUGAAUCACUUGAGUGAGCUGCUUAUGUGAAUCAGAAUAGCAUGGAGCAGAGUAGCAAGUGAGCUGCUGAUUGAAAAACCUGUAUAUAAAAAACUGGCUGAGACUCAAGCUUUUGCAGACUGAGGUUGGAAAAAUCAUAACAUUAUAUAGGAAAUGAUCAAGGGAUAUAAGUCAAUGAUUCAGAAGUGAAUAAUUAUUAUUAUCGAUCAGGAUGCAGCCAUUAAUGGAUAAAUUACAUAGAUCUGCUAACCAAAGCUCUAAUUAGCAAUGACCUGCUUUAAAUAAAUGAAAUAUUUUCAAACCUUCUGAUUUAUUUAUUUGUCUAUAUAAUUUCUUAUUGAAAAGAAACAUCAUGAACAUUGAUAUAAUACUGAAUUAUAAUUAUUAACUGAACCAGCUGUCAAUGAUUGAUAUCAUGUUUUACUAGUGUGCAUUAAAAUUUACAGUGUUUGAUAAUCAGUAUAAGAUUAAUGAAGAUAAUAUAUUUGAUCUAUGAGUUGUGUGACUGUAGCUCUUAAAGCUGGCUUAGGUCGGCUUACAAGUCUACAAGUGGGCCUACAUCACACAGACAGGAAAAUAAUGCACCAUAUUGGCAAAACCCAAACAUGGAAGGUAUGUGCAACCAUGUGUAUUAUACUUGACUUGGCUGUGCAACAUUAUGACUUAUUCUAGUAUUAUACAUACUGUUGGCCAAUCAGCAGGGAGCUGUUGCUAUAUCAUUUAAAAAACCGAGUUAUUAGUAUAUUCAAGAACUAAUGCCAAAAUGAAUUAUUCCCCCUCAAUUCGGUUUAUAGCGCUGAUAAUCAAACAUUAAAUAAAGUGCAAAAUGAAUGCAGUCAUUUGUCAAAAAGACAAAGAAAGCUUGGGGAUCCUGGUUUAUUACGCUUUUUUACCUAACUGUUGAUGUUGCACCGGCGCCUGCAAAUAGGUCAGGUUUUUUGUGAAUGCCUUUGUGGCAGAAAGGCAAAACAAGACUUGUUACCUUGCUGUGCCAUAUGGGUUGGUAAUCCACCGAUUUCAACCAGUUCGUUUUAAUCUGUUUCGUGUAGUGUGCAGUGCCUGUUUGGCAUUCUUAGCUUGGCAGUUUAACAGUCAGUACUUACCUCUAUAAUCUUUAUCGCUGACAACCAAUGGCGUUGC
Messenger RNA from Megalops cyprinoides (Indo-Pacific tarpon), 4370 nucleotides. It is a transcript of the gene rundc3b, whose product is annotated as RUN domain containing 3b. Bases 380 to 1723 code for a protein of 447 amino acids. NCBI's taxonomy places the organism in Eukaryota, Metazoa, Chordata, Actinopteri, Elopiformes, Megalopidae. The record is from RefSeq and is a predicted model, not a curated record. The transcript has 11 exons.